AUGAGCGAUUCUGGAGCCGCUGGAAGCGAUGGUGGCAAGGAAGCCAAUGCGCGAGAGGACAGCAACGAAGCCAGCGCUCCGGGACAAAAGGUGACCGCAGUGAAAGACAAGAAAUGCCGCUACUGUGACCAGCUGUUCACGUCCUCUUCACUGGGUCGCCACCUCGAUCAGUACCUAUUUAAGAAAAAACCGGACGGGAUCCACGAUGUCGACGAGAUCCGCCGGGUUCGAAGCGGGAUCACGAGACGAACGGCGCGCAAUUCGAAUAAGCAGGCAAGCCCGGAUAUCGCUGGCAAGAAACCCACACCGGACCCGCAUACCAUUCCUCCGUUGCAGCUGAAUCCAAGAGGCGCGGGAAAGGGCUUUCGCGUGUUUUUAAAUCAGCCGAGUUGGCAGGCUACGGGCGUGAUAAACGACAUUCCCAACUCUACCCCCGUGUCGCAACUCAAGAUACCUGCGACGCCUCUUGAACGUUUGAAUCAACUGACGGAUUCAAACCCGGAGACCGCAAGGGCCUUGGAAUUGGCGCUCCGUGAAGUGCUGGACAGUAUCAAGGCUGCUACAACCCGCAAAAGCUCACGGCUAUCUCCCUUCGACUUUGACCUUCAGUCGCAAACGUUCCCGGCGUUAUGCCUUCAAGCCCUGCCACCUCCUCCGAGCCUCUUCUCCACCCAUCCCUUUGCCUCUCCAAGCUCCUUUCCCAUUGAACCACCGACGCCAAACCAAAGAGAUAUUGUCCAGCAGGCUCUCCGGGCGCAAGUAGAGCAAUGGAAAUCCGAUCAGCUUGGCUCUGCAAUGUCAACUGCUCAACACACGUCUCAAUUGCCGUCAGCAUAUAGUGCAGCCUCUCCCAGUAGCGACGCAGAGAUGAUCGAAAGAACUUCUCAACAGCAUGAAGAAAUCAUGAUGCGCCAUCUGGAUCUAUCAUUAAGGCACUGGAUGGCUCUCGCUCCACAUGAGCAACGAAAUCUGUGGCAGCUAGAAAUCACGCGCGCAUUUGUAAGGGAGACAGAAAAGCGGAAAAAGUUGGAACAGCAGCUUGACAGGACACAGCAAGAGGCAAAUCAGUUACGCGCGCAGGUCGAGAAACUUACUUCCUGCCAGUGGCCGAGAGAAUUUGCAAUUUUCCCGCCCAACCUGCUUCCACUGACCCCUGAAGUGGCACGUGAAUUGGAUGAUAAAGAAAGCAAGCUGAAUCGCGCGGACGCUUCAAGAUGGGACUACGAUACAUUAGUUGCGAAGUGGAAGCGCGUCGUUAUGCACGAUAAGAGCAUGGGCCGCUCGGGCGUUGGAGCUUACAUGGAUCCCAUCACGGAAAGACAACACGCUGCGUCCGCAACUAGAAACCUUCUGCAGAAGAUCCCAAACUCCAACAAUAAUAACUCCAAUCGCUUGGGUAUGCCGUCACCAUCCCAGCCCAGCAACCCUGUUUCUCCGGAAUCAAUGAAUCUGGACCGCCAACCUGGCAAUCCCCCUACUCCUUACGAAACUCGAGACCCCAACGAUAACAGCGAACCGUUUAGACCGGCAAAACGACAACGUUUGGGGAACCAUCAGUCUCAACCUUCCUACAACGGCGAUGAGUUAUCAACCCAAACGCCGCCCAAUUCUUCAAAUCCGACGACGCGCACCUUAUCCAAUUCUUCUGCCCAAACGGUUCCGCCCCUAACCUAUUCAUACAAUGCUUCAAGCCCGCUCCCUCCACCUAACAGCGCCGGAAGAGAGUCUCAUUUUCCAAGCCAUGCGUACCGGCCACAGAACGUUCCGUCUAGCUCCCCACAUUUGAAUUCUGAGCAACGACUGCACCUAGAUCAUCGGUCGCCUGCCGAACGGGAAGUGUCGAACGCAAUGGUUAGCAUGCACCAUGAGUCUGUUCCACAACAUCCACCGCUUCCUCCGCCUCCACCUCCCCAGAAGCACCACCCAUACCCCGACGGUAAUAACAGGGGCAUGCCGAUGAAUAUAAACACGUAUUCUCGACCUCCGGGCGGUGUGUCUUGA
Messenger RNA from Coccidioides immitis RS, 2001 nucleotides. RefSeq lists its product as uncharacterized. The transcript has 2 exons. The record is from RefSeq and is a predicted model, not a curated record. NCBI's taxonomy places the organism in Eukaryota, Fungi, Ascomycota, Eurotiomycetes, Onygenales, Onygenaceae. Bases 1 to 2001 code for a protein of 666 amino acids.